Messenger RNA from Onychostruthus taczanowskii (white-rumped snowfinch), 880 nucleotides. RefSeq lists its product as uncharacterized. Bases 96 to 791 code for a protein of 231 amino acids. The record is from RefSeq and is a predicted model, not a curated record. Lineage: Eukaryota; Metazoa; Chordata; Aves; Passeriformes; Passeridae. The transcript is spliced from 6 exons.
UUUGCUGUUGUCUCAGCGUGGGGAUUAAUUAUUCCUGUCUGCCAGUCCGAAAAGCUCAGGAUAAGUGAGCUGGGGGGAGCGGGACCCCAUUUCCCAUGUCUGGUGGGGGAGAGCAAUGCUCUGGGAACCCCCAGAUCCUGGUAUAUCCUACAGCAUCUGGGUGGGGACAGGCUGCACCCCACCCUGAGGAAGGGGUGACGGCUGGCAUGGGAUUCCUGGGGGUCACAGCAGUCACCCCCCUCUGCUCUGGGCUUUUAGGGGGGGAGCUCUGGAGGUGGCUCAGCUCCUACACCUGCGGGCUGGUGUGCAUUGCCUGCAUCCUGGAUGGCACCGCUGGCAUCCUCUGGAUGUGGGAGGAAGGCCCUUCUGUGGCUGUCAUACUGCCUGAGAUCACCCUGAGCUACCUCACUGUGGUGACCUUCCUGGGUGCCACCACUGUGAUUUUCCAGCCUGCAGAUUUCAGCCAUCUGAAGAGCAAAAAGGCGCAGCGCACCAUGGGCUACUCCGCGCCGGGGGCCGUGGUGGCCGUGGUGCUGAGCAGCACCUUCCUCAUCAAGAGCAUCCACCACCGCCACGAAGAAGGAUGCACGGAGUUCCUGAACGUGACCGUCCUGGUGGGCAGCGCAGCGGCCGUCUCGGCCCUCCCGCUCCUCGCCAUCGGCCUCUGCUAUUUGUCUUUUGCACAUCGCACGACUCAGGGCUGGAGCAAGGACUGUGAUGUCUCUUGGAUGGACAAAGCCGGGUCCUUCGAAAUGUCUCAGCCAGGCACCAAGGACACCAUUCCCUGCUGAGAUCCACGUGCGUGUCUCUCACUUGGCUAAGCCAGCCCAAGCCUUCCCCCAGGUUUAGUGGCUUCAGGUCUGAGUUUUGGUUCCUCUGU